CUUCUCCCCUGCAAGAGGAAAUCGUGAGUGCCGGCGUCUAUGGUCACCAUGGUAACGGGAUCAACUUCCGCUCCACCCACCUGCCCAUCGCCCUGCGAGGCGCUCCAUGGCAACCAGACUUCUGCGUGGCGGAAGCUGGUCCUGCAGGUUGCCACGGUUGGGGAACCCCGGCGAACACCGCCCUCAUCCCGAGGGGACUUGAAAAUGUACAGCCAGCGGUUUGGCAUCGUACAGCGGGAGGUUAAGGGUCCCACGCCCAAAGUGGUGAUCGUGAGAGCCAAGCCUCCUCAAGGCCAUGGGACUGAGCAACAUCUGGAAAGAAUCCGACGCAACUAUCAGAAACAUCAUGCUGUUUUGGAUUCCAUUAAGUCAAUGGAGCGGGAUCGCUUGAAAGUUGAGUGGCACCAGCACAAUGACCGCAAGUUUAUGGAUAGUCUUGUGAAAGCAAGAGUCAAGGAUGCCAUGCAAGGGUUUAUCAUCAACACUGAAGAAAGACGCAAUAAGCUACGUGAACUUUUAGCAUCAGAAGAAAAUGAGUAUUUUACGGAAAUGCUAUUGAAAGAAGAAACAGUUGAAGAGAAAAAAAAUAGAAUGAAAGAUAAAACCAAAUUAUUAAAAGAGAAGAAAGAAGAAGAAAGAAAGGCUUUUGUGGCUGAAAAGCUAGACCAGCAAUUCAGGGAACGCUGUGAGGAGCUCCGUGGUGAAUUGUUUUGUAUCCGCCAGAAGCAGGUGUCCGAGGAGCGGAAAACACAGAUUGCAUUUAAUGAGGAGCUGAAAAGGCAAAGACUAGUGGAAGAGCAGAUGUUCUCAAAGCUUUGGGAGGCAGAUCGAUUAGCCAAGGAAAAGCGAGAAGCCGAAGAGGCGAGGAGACAGAAGGAGCUAGUGGAGAACACACGCCUGGGGCUGAACGCCCAGAUCACGGGCAUCCAGGCACAAAGGCGGGCAGCCCAGCAGCUGAAGGAAGAAGAGGCGCGCCUUGUGGAAAAUUACAAAGUUCAGGUGAAACUUGAGAACGAGCAGGAGAAUUUAAAGAAACAGAAGACAAAACAGGAAAUUAGGACCACUUUGCAGAAAGCCCUCCAAGAGAAGAUAGAACAUAUUCAGCAGGAAUACAGGGAAGAGCAGGAUUUGAACAUGAAGCUCGUGCAAAGGGCCCUGCAAGGCUUACAGGAAGAGGAUGAUAAAAAGAAGCAAAAGAGAGUAGAUAUGGUAAGAGAACAGAAGAUAUAUCGUCAAUAUUUGGCACAGCGGCGAGAGGAAGAAAAAGCUCAGGAGAAGGAGUUGGACAGAAUAUUAGAGGAAGAGAAGGAAAAGAAGUCGGCUGAGAAAAACAAGCAGCUGAAACUUGAAAAGGAGGCAAGGAAACAACUUGUGGAUGAAGUCAUGUGUACAAGAAAACUUCAAGUUCAAGAAAAGUUGCAACGAAAAGCAAAAGAACAGGAACAACGUGCUAUGGAGAAGGAAGUUAUAAAUGAAGGUCUGAAAGAGCUUAAUCGUGAAGAGAAGGAGAAUUUUGCAAGACGCUCUGGGUUAGCCCAGGAGUACAGGAAGCAACUUCAGAUGCAAAUGUCUUACCAGCAGCAGGCCCGGGAAGCCCAGAAGGAAGAGGAACGCCGAGAGUUGGAAGCAGGGAUAGCAGCAAACAAGAUUUCCCAGGAAAAGAUCCAGGAGAUUCUGUCCACCCAUCAAGUGCUGCCUCGAAACACCCAUCCUAUGAGGAGGGCAUGCCCCAAUAAGCUGCCACCAUAGUUUUGUAAACAUCACAUUUUUCCAGUGUUUUCACAUUUUUUACUAUUUAUGUUUGAUUCUAUGUUCCUUUUAACCCAUGGAUAAACUGUUUUUUCUCCUCUGAAUUUGCAUAAUGAUACAUCAAUUAAAUAUCCCUCUUUUUCGAUUUCAUAGACUUACAAAUC
Rhinolophus ferrumequinum (greater horseshoe bat) is the source of this 1913-nucleotide messenger RNA. It is a transcript of the gene CFAP53, whose product is annotated as cilia and flagella associated protein 53. The record is from RefSeq and is a predicted model, not a curated record. The coding region runs from base 40 to 1749 and encodes 569 amino acids. The transcript is spliced from 8 exons. Lineage: Eukaryota; Metazoa; Chordata; Mammalia; Chiroptera; Rhinolophidae.